This is a messenger RNA of Pyricularia oryzae 70-15, 1790 nucleotides long. RefSeq lists its product as uncharacterized. The transcript has a single exon. Bases 195 to 1355 code for a protein of 386 amino acids. Lineage: Eukaryota; Fungi; Ascomycota; Sordariomycetes; Magnaporthales; Pyriculariaceae. The record is from RefSeq and is a predicted model, not a curated record.
CUAUGAUCUACCGAGAAGUGUGACUUCAUACAUCAAGGGCGCCUUUGCAAAGAACUUGACCAUUAAUUUAAAGAACCUAGGUUUCUUUGUGCAUCCUACUCAUCAGACUUGACCGAAAAUAUCAGAGGUGCUGCUAUAAGCGAAAAAAAAAUUCAGAGUCUUUGGAAGCUCAUCCGGCGACCCCGACCGCGCGCAUGGCAGGCCUCGACGACCCGCGCCUGGCAUCCCGCCAGGCGAGUUCAGCAGCAUCUGACCAAAUUGCUGCGGCAAGCAUUGCCCGCAUCAAUUGGGAGUUUUUCCACCCGCGGCCUCUGCAGUCAUCAGACCGGCACCGCAGACGUUUUGCCGAGCGUUAUAUCGGCAACCCGGCACGGAUAACGGGUCGGGAGCUUCGGCAAGAGGAGGUCGAUGCCAUUGUAGACCACUUCAGCCGGGGCACCAGGGCCGAAAAGAUGUACGGUAUCCCGGCGAGCAUCGCUUGCACGUAUUUUUUCUGGAAUAGGGGUGCCAAUUCGUACCGCUUCCCCUUCCUGGGUCCUCGCCCGGUUCCGCGUUUCCUAGCGGCCCUGUCCUCUCCCGCGAUUGCGCAUUGGACCUGGCAGCUAGUCCGGUUCCUUACCUAUGACGUUCUGUGCAAUAUAGCUGUGAGCGAGCCCGUGGGCAGGCUGGCCUUUAGCUACGCAUCAGAUGGAUCGCUGAGCGAUCCUAGACUGGCCCAGCUGCGCCAGGACCACGAGCGGAGACUUCAUAAUAUCCGCGACCAGCUCAUGCAGCAGGCCGCCCGCAGACGCCCUGGGAGCGCGGGCCCUGGCGGUGCGGGCGGACCACAGAGGCCGCGGACCCUGCCCGACCAUGACAACGACUACACACAAACGCCAGAGGAAUACACCCAGUCUGACGGCUGGCAGUCGGCUGAUAGCCAGCCGGCCGCCCAAACCGCUCCAGCCGAGACUUUUCCGGUGCGUCCGACUUGGCCAAGGGCUUCUCCUGCGCCGCCGCCACCACCUCAGCAACCGCAGGGAUCCUUCGAUAAUGAUGAUCCUUUUGAUGAUGCCUCGCCUGUGGCUCGUGACUGGAGGGACGAAUCCUCGUCGCAACCCUCGUCGGGCCGGCCGGGAGAGUCGGCUUGGGACCGGUUGAGGAGGCAGGCGCAAUCCAAAGAUCAAAACCCGCCACAGCCAUCUUGGGAAGCCAGGCGGCAAAAGCCCGGCUCCCAGUCUCAGGCAGAUCAGGACUGGACAUACAAAUCCGAUGAAGACUCACAUUCCGAGACGGAACGAGAAAGGGCGCAGAAAGAGUUUGAUGCAAUGCUGGAACGUGAAAGACGGGCUGAGCAGAGUGGAAGACGUCGGUGAGAUUGAUAUGUUUGUCUGCGGGUGGCAGUCUUAUUGUAAGAUAAGUAUACGCAUGCGGACAUGACUAGUCACACAGACAACAAUUCAUAACCUUGCCGUGUAUCAUUGCAUGAAGCUAUUAUCGUGCUUUGCUGAACACAUCUGUAAUUGGGCCUCAUUUAGGCGUCCCGAGUGUGGCCACCUACAACUUUCAUUAUUCACGACAGGUCUCGCCCUGUAUAAUCAGUCUAUUCAUGGAGCAAUAAAUAUAUCUCACAUAAACCUAUGGUCGGUCUAUCUCUCGGUUAUCACAGAAAAGGUUUUUACACAAGGGAAGGAAAGCGCACUACUUCAUCCUAUACACUGAGAAUGAGAAUCAUGUAAACCUAGCAACCCGUUCACUCCUUGCCGAAAGAAAUUAGAAAACCAUUGCGACAGGCUCCAAACCAGCUUCUG